GCAUGGCGCCACACUCCUCGCGCCGGUAGUGAAUGCAGCGGGGAGAAAUUCAACUGCGUGUUUAGGGCCAGGCAGGCAGAGGAGGUGGUACCUGCACCUUAAAAGAUUCACUGCACAUUUUAACGUUACACCCAACCGGACAAAGAGCGACUGGAGAACAGGAAGGGAGCCUUGAUGUGGGCAGUAUGAGUAAGACGCCCCCUACCAGAAGAGGGAUAUCAUUUGAGGUGGGAGCUCAGCUCGAGGCCAGAGACAGCCUCAAAAACUGGUAUGCUGCCAACAUAGAGAAGAUUGACUACGAAGGUGAAAAAGUACUAAUCCAUUACCGCCAGUGGAGCCACCGCUACGACGAGUGGUUUGACUGGACCAGUCCCUACCUUAGGCCUGUGGAGAGGGUUCAGCUGAGGCGACAGGGCCUGCAGGACGACGCUCCUAUACCUGGCUUUCAUGUGAACGAUAAGGUCCUUGCCAGCUGGUCCGACUGCCGUUUCUACCCCGCUAAGGUCAUUUCAGUCAAUAAAGAUGCAUCCUACACUGUGAAGUUCUAUGAUGGCGUUAUCCAGACAGUGAAGGGAAUACACGUGAAGCCUUUUAUUAAAGAGAGAGGUGGUGUUGGUGGAGGGAAGUCUCGGUCAUCUGAAAGGAACAUGGUUAGGAGGGUCUCAAACCGCAAAGACAGGAAGCCUCAGGAGAACGGAGGUCCCAAGAACAAGCGAGCCAGGCGUAGCACGUCUGACCAGGAGGACGACAGCAACAGCGAAGACGAGGAGCGGGAAGAGGCGAUGGUUGACGAGAAAAACAAGAAAACAAAUGGUGAGGUAGAGGCUGCGCCCACUAUCAAACAGGAAGAGGAAAUAUCAGAGCAAGCAGACCACAAGAAGCCCAGGGAUGCAGAAAAGGGGACAGGACUCACAAAUGGGGUGAAGGUGGAAGAAGACAAUGAGCAAAACGAGGAAAGAUGCCAUGUUAAUGGAGAGGUAAAGAAGGAAGAGGUGGAAUUAGAACAGAGUGAAACAAAGCCAUAUACAGAAUCACCUAAGCCAUACACAGAGUUGCCCGCUCAGACGUCAGCACAGACAGAGCAGGUGUCUGUCACUAUGACAACCACAGAACCCAAUGGAGAUGUGGAGCAGAAGCCAAACGUCCAAUCAGAAAGCCCUCAGCCUGCAGCGGACGUGCCGCCUCCUCAACCUGUGAAACCGGUAAGAAAGCAGGGCUUCCACAACCCCAACAGAUUCAGCAGAGAACCAUUGUACCGAGUCAUCAAAAACCAACCUCCCCCCGUCCUGUCAAUCAACCUGGACCACAACCCAUUUAAGUGCAGCGCUCCCGGCUGCACAAAGUCAUUCCGUAAGGCCAAGCUUCUGCACUACCAUAUGAAAUAUUACCAUGGCGAGGAGCAGCCUGUGGAGGGGGAGCGCAGCCCCACCAGGAGUGUCCAGACCAGGGCCUCUGAGAAACAGGUUACUGCCACCGGUUUGGAUGGCCCAAAGAGAAGACGCACCAUCUCUGCUUCUAUGCACUCAGUUGGAACUGCCGCAGCUCCCCGUGGUGAGGUGAAGACCGCAGGCAGACGAACGUCAGCCCCGCCUGUAGUCAACACACAGGGCCAUCAGCAGAGGGCGCUGCUGAGGGAGAAGAGCAAAGAGAACCAACUGGACAGGAACGGCUGCCAGCAGCAAGACAAGGAUUUAGACAAGAGUUGCUUUGACAUUGGGUCAGUAAAAGACAAACUGAAAGAGAAACCGAAACAGAAGGACUUCCUCCGCAUUAAAUUAAAGAAGAAGAAGAAGAAAAAGAAGGCGAAGUCUGACUACACGGGUAGUGAGGAGAAUAUUGACAUCUCAGUAUUGGGUCUUCAGGCCAAAUUGAAUUUGCCACUCAAAUCCCCCCCCUCACACAAUCACAAGCCUGAGGCCUACCCCAGCAGGCCCGGAUACAGCUGCUCAGAACAGAUACAUGUGGAUGAUGAGGACAGCAUCAGUGACUGGUCCACUGACAGCUGCGGGUGGAGCGACGAUGAGUUUGGGGUGGAUUUGGACGUCACUACGCCUCCCCUGAGUGUGGACUCCGGUGCUGUGGACACAAGUGACCAAGAGAUUGUGCGAUGUAUCUGUGAGGUAGAAGAAGAGAAUGACUUUAUGAUUCAGUGUGAAGACUGUUUGUGCUGGCAACAUGGCACCUGCAUGGGCCUGCUGGAAGACAAUGUUCCAGACAGAUACACCUGCUACAUUUGCAGAGACCCACCAGGUCAGAGGCAGAGUCUGCGUUACUGGUAUGAUCGUGAGUGGUUGAGCAAUGGUCACAUGUAUGGCCUCUCCUUCCUGGAAGAGAACUACUCUCACCAAAAUGCCAAGAAGAUCACCACAACCCACCAGCUGCUGGGAGAUGUGCACCAUGUGGUUGAGAUCCUCAACGGGCUGCAGCUCAAGAUGAGCAUCCUACAGAGCAAUACUCACCCUGACUUGCAGCUGUGGCGGCAGCCCUGGAAGCAUUUGGAGAGGUCAAGGACCGGCUCCGACUCGUUUCGUGGCAGUGAUGCAGCUCCGUCCCCUGUGACUCCUGAUGAGGACAUGAGCCGUGGUGAGAUUUUAAUGUCCAAUGCCCUGGAGAAGCUGAGCCGUGCUACCACCUCGUCUUCGUCCUGCUCUUCCUCCCCCUUUCCGUCCUUCCAGGACUCGUACAUUACCAGUGAACAUUGCUACCAGAAACCACGGGCAUAUUACCCGGCGGUGGAGCAGAGGCUGGUGGUGGAGACCCGACAAGGCUCAGAGCUGGAGGACAGCAUGAGAAGCACAGAGGAACUGUUAGAACGGGAGCAGCGCUACGGAAGCCUGCUGGAGACAGACAAGCCUAAAUCAACAGGCACCAGUAACAAGGCUUCGAUGGGUGGCUCUUGGUCCCAGGCUGAGAUGAGGGAAGAGGAGGGAAGAGGUCCUGGAGAGGCUGCAGACAACAGUAGGCAGCAUCAACAGAGGCAGAUCAACCUGCUGGAUCACAUAGAUGCAGUCCAGGACGAGGUCUCGCACAGGAUGGACUUCAUUGAGAGGGAGCUGGACGUGCUGGAGAGCUGGCUGGACUACACCGGUGAGCUGGAGCCUCCUGAGCCCCUGGCCCGACUGCCUCAGCUCAAACACCGCAUGAAACGGCUGCUGACACAGCUGGGCAAGGUGCAGCAGAUUGCUCUGUACAGCUCCACAUGAGGGCGCCAAAGAACAGCAGUGGCCUCAGUCUCCACACAGCAUGCAGAAAAAGUGCAGCAGAGGAAGCUCACUGGUCUCUGGCUGCAACGAUAAAGAUAUUAAUGCAAGUGCCAGACUUGGAUUGUUCAGCACGUUUUCUCUGACCUGACAUCUGCUGCUGUUUCUCCCUUUGAAAAGGUUCUGUGUGGUGGAAUCCGAUGCUAGCUCCAGCCAGUGUCAUAUGACUAUUUUAUAUGAACAUUUAUGGAAAGUCAGCAUCUUAAAUCAGGAUUAAACACAAAAGUAACCUCGUAAAUGCAGGAGAACAUCCUUAGGACCAGAUUACACUUCUAUGGUUCCCAUGCAACUCUAAACCUUAUGAAUGCCUUUUGUCUGAGCUACUGCUUAAAGGGUAAUUCUGGUAUUUGUAAACCUGAACCCUAUUUUUACGUAUUUUGGGGUCUAAAUGAGUUCUGUUUAUUAAGUUCUGGAAUUGGUCCAGUAGGUCACAGCUGGCACGCACAGCACUAGCUGUGAUGACUGCAACGUAAUCCUAAAGAGUAAGAUCCUUUUUUGUUUAACCAGAAACGGCUGGGGGAGAGAGGGGAUGACAUGCAGCAAAGGGACACAGGUUGGACUCAAACCUGUGCCGCUGCAGUAAGGACUCCUUGGUACAUAGGGCACCAGCUCUAUCGGGUGUUGCACAUUAGUUUGAAUCCGAACUAACUUAAGAGUCAGUUCGUUGUAGAGCUCCAUGUAAGAAACUCUGAGAAGGAGGAACAUUUUUUUUUUUUUUUUAAUUUAAAAAAAGAAUAUAACCAUUUGGAAGAUGUCUUCCACAACCAGAGGUGUCACUUGUGGAGUAUGGUCUCACUCAACUAUGGUAAAAGCCUUUCCAGAGGAAAUAUGCCCAUCGAACUAAUGUGUUAAAACACAAAUCACACAAACUAAAUAACCAAUCGAGGCAGCAGUACAAGUUCUGUGUUCUGCAAGGUGAAAUGAAGUUUUUGUCAAUGGAGUCUGGUGGCUUUGAUCAGAGCGAUACAGUCCCAGAAUGUGUUUCUGGUUAAACAAAAGGAUCUUACUCUUAAACUUCCUUUCCCUACUGUUGUCAGACAUUUUGAAUCAAUCUGAGCCCAUCAGUGGCAGUCGGCUGAUGUGAUCUAGUGGACAAAUUCCAAAACAUCGUGUACAUUUAGUCAUUUGGACACCAAAGUAGGUUUUUAAAAUGUUUAAAGAAAUAGGGCCCGGGUUUAAAAAUAUGGGAACUGCCCUUUGAGGUUGCCUGUUCCCUGUCUCUCUCAGUACACAGUGCUUUACAUGCAGAAGCUUUAUAUUCAAAAUUGCAAUCGAGUUCCUGAACUUACACGGCCUCUUUGCAAUAGUUAUUGAACACGUUUUCAAAUGGUCACCAUUUUUGUGUUUUACCCAAAGUUCUGUUUUGGUUACGUGUCAUGCCAUACUACAUUACACGUCUGUACAAGCAGUCUACAAAUAGUUUGUUCUGUUUUUGACCUACUCAAGGGUUUGUUUUAUACUACACUGUGAAGUUAUUUUUGUCUGGAAUCAAAGGUAUCUUAUUUUCAGUUUUAGACACGACAAGUGUGAUUUCUGCUUUGUCUUAAAACUGUAAUGCUUCUCUCCUAAACAGAGCCCUCACAUCAGCGUACCAGUUUUGAGUUAAUCUAUGUGUUUGUCAGUUACUGUAUCCUUAAUUCAAUUUACUCUUUGCAUUGUUGUUGCUGUAGCACUUGACCUAUGAUUCACUGAAAACUGUAAUGUGGACUUGUCUUUUCUUAACCUAGCAUCUUGUGCUUUGUCAGUGAAGAAUACUACUUAGAAAACUUGUAAAUGUCUUUCUUUUUUGUUUAAUUUGUUUAUUUACAGUGUUUUGGUUUGUAAAUAUGUUAUUCAGAAAUGUGCUCUUCUGUAUUGAGAACAUUCUCCAAAUUCAGAUAUUGUAUGCUACUGUAAGUGUCUGGCUUAGAAGCAGGGAAAUGUCAAAAACAAUGCAAACAGAUUUGCUGGUACAUAAAUAAACUCAUUAUUACUUACUCUGGA
Messenger RNA from Morone saxatilis (striped sea-bass), 5243 nucleotides. It is a transcript of the gene phf20a, whose product is annotated as PHD finger protein 20, a. NCBI's taxonomy places the organism in Eukaryota, Metazoa, Chordata, Actinopteri, Moronidae. Gene Ontology annotation, biological process: regulation of transcription by RNA polymerase II. Bases 186 to 3203 code for a protein of 1005 amino acids. Gene Ontology annotation, cellular component: nucleus; MLL1 complex; NSL complex. The transcript has 17 exons. The record is from RefSeq and is a predicted model, not a curated record.